Molecule: messenger RNA, 985 nt
Organism: Ilex paraguariensis (yerba mate)
Lineage: Eukaryota; Viridiplantae; Streptophyta; Magnoliopsida; Aquifoliales; Aquifoliaceae
Source: the annotation of a GenBank genome assembly
AUGGCCGCCAGACUUACCUCCCGACUCGCCUCUCAUCUCCUCCGCGCCACCUCCCUCCUGAACCACCCCCAUCCCCCUCUCUUCACCAUGUCCAAAUCUCAACCCUCGAUCUUUUACCUCAAACCGCUGCCAUGGAUCGCUUCCAACCUUCAUCGAUUCUUCUCGACCAGCCGUCGCCAACCAGUCCGGUCGAACCGUGUAGACAUCGGAUCCCGAGCCAGGCAACUCCAGAACCGCCGGCUCUGGACCUACGCCGUAACCUUCAGCAGCAUCGCAGGCUUCAUCAUCAUCGUCCUCAAUCAAUUCGAAGAUUCCUUGGUGUUCUACGUAACCCCAACCGACGCUCUCACCAAAUACACUGAAAACCCUACGAAGAACAAGUUCCGACUCGGCGGGUUAGUCCUCGAGGGAAGCGUGAGCCAACCUGGUUCAGAAAUGGAGUUCGUAAUUACGGACUUGAUCACGGACAUUUUGGUAAAAUACCAAGGGUCCUUGCCGGAUCUGUUCAGAGAAGGCCAUUCGGUGGUGGUGGAGGGGUUCGUGAAGCCUAUCACGGGGGAGAUUAAGAGGGAGAAUUUGAUCGGAAGGAAGAGUGUCUCGGAGAAGGCGAGGAGUGUGGAAUGUUAUUUUGCGGCCACCGAGGUUUUGGCGAAGCAUGAUGAGAAGUAUAUGCCCCAAGAAGUAGCGGCGGUGAUUGAGAAGAAUAAGAAGAAGAUUGAGGCUGCAAGCGAAGAGGGAAGGAAAGAGAGACCUGCCACUGAGGCGUAGAUUUCUGAAAAUAUGUUAACUGAAGGGAAACCAUGAUUUUAGCUGGCAUUUGUCACAAGGGCUUUUUCUUUAUAUGUAGCUUUAAAUCUUUGUCGUGGAAUAUCUGUAGAUUGCAUUCUUAUUGUUUGGUAGAAGCCUUGUGAUUAUAUUUGUGUGUUUUUUUCCCUUUUCUUUUGUUUAUAGUGAUUCAUGAGUGAUAUUAUGACAUGGUAAUACU